AUUUGAAGAGAAAUUUAAAAAAAAAAAAAUAAUAAUAAUAAAAAAAGACAUGAACAAAUCAAUAUUUAAGCUUAGUCCAGAAAACUGGGCUGAAAUUAGUCAAAAGCAAUUUCAUUUGAAUUUCCUCAACGAACGAAAUGCCAUUCGUUCGGUUCUUUACGAUCUCCUUCAAAUUGACAAUGAAAUUAAAUGUACAAAUGUAGAAAUUCAAAAUUUAAAAACUGCCUUUGACAAACAAUUAAAUUGUCUCGAAACCGAAGUAAAACGUCUUCAAGAUGAUGAAACUUUAGAACAAGAUGAACAAAAUAAACUUAUAACCAAACAUGUUAAAGAAAUUGAAAAUGCAAAUUUGGAAUUUUCGAAGAAAAUUGAACAAUUUCAAUUGAGCAAGGAGAAGAGUUGCAAAGCUGUUAAUGAAAAUGUUGAAAAACUAUUUCAACUUAAAUCACAGUUUAAGAUGACACAUGAAAUGCAGGUGGAAAGUUUGAAACGGUUUCGUGUAGUUUGUGAUAGAGGUGUGCGACCACAAGUGGAUGUUCGUUUGAAAUCUAUUGAUAGGAAGUUUUGUGAUGAACUCUUUUAUAUUGAUUCAUGUGAAAAGGAUUUGAAGCAUAUAUUCAGCCUGAUUGAAGAUAAAAGUAGUGAGAGUGGUGGAAUUGGAUCAACAUGUUCAAGCUGUUCUAUGAAUUCAAAGAAUUACUCCGAGUUUUUAAUGGAUUUUGCAUGGAUGAGAAAUGAACAAAUAUCAAAACGUUCCGAACUAUUUGAAUAUUUCAAAAAACACGUUGCCAAAGACUUAGUAGCAGCCUUAGCUGCAAUGCACAUGUAUCAACCAGAAGAACCAAUCAAAUUUCUAGCCACAUUCCUCAAACAGCUCAAACAAAAUGAAUUCCGUCAAAGAAUUCAAGAAUUAAUUUUCAACGCAGCCAAAAAUGGUGAAUCUCUUUUCCCUAUUAACAAAACAAUGUAACCAAUUUUUUGGGGGUAAAAAAUGUAUAUUUUUCUAUUUUCAAAAUAAAAAAAAAAACU
Molecule: messenger RNA, 1029 nt
Organism: Episyrphus balteatus (marmalade hoverfly)
Lineage: Eukaryota; Metazoa; Arthropoda; Insecta; Diptera; Syrphidae
Exons: 2
Coding region: 50-970 (306 amino acids)
Source: RefSeq, a predicted model, not a curated record